Messenger RNA from Populus trichocarpa (black cottonwood), 1711 nucleotides. Its product is annotated as calcium uniporter protein 6, mitochondrial. Gene Ontology annotation, molecular function: uniporter activity; calcium channel activity. The transcript has 2 exons. NCBI's taxonomy places the organism in Eukaryota, Viridiplantae, Streptophyta, Magnoliopsida, Malpighiales, Salicaceae. Gene Ontology annotation, biological process: calcium import into the mitochondrion; mitochondrial calcium ion homeostasis. Gene Ontology annotation, cellular component: mitochondrial inner membrane; uniplex complex. The coding region runs from base 378 to 1388 and encodes 336 amino acids. The record is from RefSeq and is a predicted model, not a curated record.
GGUCAAUUUAAGCUACUAUCCCUUUUUAACUAGUUAUGAACGGUAAGCUAAUUAAAACCGGAGCAUAAUCCUAUGCAAAUGCAAUUUUUAGUCCUGCGCCUAGUCACUGGCAUACCACACCACACCUAUGUUUGUCGGAUUUGAUCUUAUCGUUUCUUUUUUUCUCGCCUCACUUGCAUUGAAUUUUCCCCUGCCUCCGAUCGCCGUCUCGUCCCUCCAUACUAUAAACACUUAGACUUCUCCAAUUGCCUUCUCCUUCCUUCCUUCCCCCUUUCGGCCUUAAUUCCUUCCUUCUUUCCCAUCAACCACCUUUUUCCAUGUUGCUACACUGGAUUAUAUCAAAAAGCUAAAGGUAAAGCUGAAGGAAAAAGGAAACAAUGUGGAGCAGAUUAUGGUCCUCCUCUGCCCCCGGGGUUUUGAAGCGCACUCUGUUAGCCGCCAACACUCAAUCCCUCUCAACACCACCGCGAUGCACCACCACCAGGACUAUUGAUUCCUCUGCCUAUUCUUAUUAUUAUUAUUCUGGUAGGGGAGGAGGAGCUGCUGCUGAUGCUUCAACUCCAUUCUGCAAAAUCAAAUCCAUUUGUUUUUCUUCCGCUAUUGAUGCUGAUGCUGAAGCUUCUUCUCCCUCCUCCAAUAAUAAUAACAAUAAUAAGAAUGAUAAAAAUAUAUUGAUAACAAGUUCGGAGGCGAAGAGGCUGAUGAGACUGGUGAAUGUGGAGGCCCUCAAGAUGAAGCUUGGCAUGGAAUCCAGGGAAAUUAUCCCUUUCUCAGACCUCCUCGAAGCCUGCCAGAGCAUCGGUAUUGCCAGAUCUCACGAUGAGGCCGUUACUUUUGCCCAUGUCCUUGAUGAUGCUGGGGUCGUCCUUCUCUUCCGCGACCAAGUCUAUCUUCAUCCUGAUAAGGUGGUAGAUCUGAUAAGAAGAGCAGUGCCGCUCGCUUUAACUCCUGAAGACGACCCUGCAAGAGAUGAGCUAAAGAUGCUUCAGGAGAAGAAAGAAGAAAUUGAUGUACAGGCACAUAAGGAGGUUCGCCGGAUCCUCUAUAGUGGAUUGUGUUUAGCUUUAUUGCAGGUUGGGCUGUUUUUCCGGCUAACAUUUUGGGAAUUUUCAUGGGAUGUGAUGGAACCUAUUGCAUUUUUCGCCACAACCUCUAGCAUAGUCAUAGGUUAUGCCUACUUCCUGAUCACUGCAAGAGAUCCAAGUUACCAAGACCUAAUGAAGAGGCUGUUUCUCUCAAGGCAAAGGAAGUUGUUCAAGAAGCUUAAUUUUGAUGUUGAGAGAUUCAAGGAGUUACAACUUAAACAGAAAUCACCUCUGGAUGCCACAGCCUCUAUUAAAAAACGUGUAGGGAUGAAACUGGAACUGGACGAUGCCAUGCACAAGUAGUCACCUCUUGCUUUGGUUUGAAAGAUGGGAAUCCAAGUAGGAUUUUCGAAACCUUUCGUGAGAAUUUAUCCCACUAACCAUCUUGGUCCCUCCCGCCUUGCUAAAGGAUUAACAUCAUUCUUCUUUUGAGAAAAUACUAUUUGCUGAUUUGUCGUAGCUCUCUCAUUUUUUGGUAAAAAUUUCGUUCUAUUAGCAGUGCUGGAUCCUGUAUUUUUUUUGUUGAACAGCAUAUCGUAAUGCUGAAAGCAUCGAUGCCCAUGCCAUUCAGAUGCUGACCAUCAGAUACUAAAUUUCUUUGAAAUUACUGCCUCUUUCCACGAUUA